AUGGAAAAGACAAAAACAAAUAACUCUAAUUAUUUGCAAAAUAUUAAUUUCAUAUGUUCCUAUCAACAUGAAAAAUCUAGUUUGGCGGCAUGGGGAAAUUCAUCUAAUCUACCAUUGAAUUUGAGAAAGAUCACUGAUAUCAAUAUUGCAAAAUACAUCGAAGAUAACUGGGAAUCUUUAAGACACGAAUGGGAACCUUACGCUAAAAGAGAUACGUUAUGUCUUGGAGCUUGUUUGAUAAAAUAUAACAAAGUUAUGAAAGAAGUUGUAUUCCAGAAUAUUUCCAAUAAUCUAACGGCUCCUUCUUUAUCUUUAAAGGCGAAUAUCCAAGUGGAAAGUGCUAGAAAAUGUUUACCUGAGGAAGAAGAAGAAUUUGUCAAGCUCUUUAAUGAGCAGAAAUUCAUACCUAGAACGGCUAUUUUAAAAGUCUGGUUUAAAUAUCCUACCAAUAUGUUCUUCCAACCCAUACCAGCUAAAGAUAAAAUUACUUUUACGAACAAAGAAGGUAAUAAGGAAACUGGCACUAAAAUCAGGUUCAGAAAUGGUUUCUGUUCAGAACUUUUAACAUCGGUCGAUAUUCAAGAACUAGUUAAAGCCGGUGGACGAAUUAUUGGAAUAUUAGAUGGUAUAGUAUACGAAGAAAAUUUUAAAACUCCACCAUAUAGAGAUUAUAUUUUAAUUUUGAGAGAUCUAAGAAAUAAAUAUAAACGAGAAGGUAAUAUCGUAGGUAGUAAUUGUAUGAAAUUAUCAGGUAAUUCUAUUCAGAAGGAUAUAACUACAUCGAGACAUUUAUGGAGUGAAGCAAGUUUAAAAGCCAACUUCGAUUCACACGUCAAAAACUAUCCUAAAGUAAAUGAGACUCAACAUAUCGUUCAGAUAAAUGAAGAAGAAAAAGAAUUUGACUGUAUACCUCCUAAAUCUACACGACUAACACCUAGUCAUUUGGGGUCAUUCGUAUUAUCUCACAGUAAAAAAAUAAUGAAUAAUUUUAUUCACGUAAUAGAUUUAUAA
Molecule: messenger RNA, 1011 nt
Organism: Lottia gigantea (owl limpet)
Lineage: Eukaryota; Metazoa; Mollusca; Gastropoda; Lottiidae
Exons: 2
Coding region: 1-1011 (336 amino acids)
Source: RefSeq, a predicted model, not a curated record